AUGUCCUCGACGCCAUCCCUACCGAAAUUCAUCGUCUGGGCACCCGACUACGCCGACGAGGGUGCUCUCCAACGAAGAUUAGCAGUAAGACCUACGCACCUCGAGAACAUCAAGACACUCAUCAGCCAAGGCGUUGUACGACUUGGCGGAGGGUUCAUGACACCCGACUCCGUCGACGCAGCUGCAGCAGACAAAAAGUUUCUCGGGUCGUGCUUGAUCUACGAAGGCGAGACCAUCGAUGUCGUGCGUAAGCUCGUGGAGGAGGACAUAUAUUAUAAGACCGACGUCUGGGACAAGGAGAAACUCGUUAUUCUCCCUAUCGCAUUAGCAACGGCCCUUCCUUGA
Messenger RNA from Suillus clintonianus, 345 nucleotides. RefSeq lists its product as uncharacterized. The coding region runs from base 1 to 345 and encodes 114 amino acids. The transcript has 3 exons. NCBI's taxonomy places the organism in Eukaryota, Fungi, Basidiomycota, Agaricomycetes, Boletales, Suillaceae. The record is from RefSeq and is a predicted model, not a curated record.